Molecule: messenger RNA, 884 nt
Organism: Volvox carteri f. nagariensis
Lineage: Eukaryota; Viridiplantae; Chlorophyta; Chlorophyceae; Chlamydomonadales; Volvocaceae
Exons: 7
Coding region: 57-566 (169 amino acids)
Cellular component (GO): cytosol; nascent polypeptide-associated complex
Source: RefSeq, a predicted model, not a curated record
CCCGGGUCAAUAUCGGACCCAAGUACACCUUUCUGGGGUCCGCUACCCCGCCCAAAAUGGAUCGCGACAAGCUUAUGAAGAUGGCCGGUGCCGUGCGCACCGGUGGCAAGGGCUCCGUCAGGAGAAAGAAGAAGGCUGUGCACAAGACGACAUCCACUGACGAUAAGCGGUUGCAAAACACCCUUAAGCGCCUGGGCGUGAACACUAUCCCGGGCAUUGAGGAGGUGAACAUCUUCAAGGACGACACCGUCAUCCACUUUGUUAACCCCAAGGUGCAAGCCUCCAUUGCCGCCAAUACCUAUGUUAUCAGCGGUCCGUCACAGCAAAAGAAAAUCCAAGAGUUGCUGCCUGGAAUUCUGAACCAGAUGGGGCCAGACAGCCUGGUGCAUCUGAAGAAGAUGAUGCAGCAGCUGGGUGCUGUGGGUGGCCUUCCCGGCGGCCUUGGGGCCCUUGGAGGCCUUGGAGGCCUUGCCAGCAUGGGGGCUCCGGCAGCUGGCGGUGCCGCGGCUGGUGGCGACGACGACGACGUGCCGGACCUUGUGGAGAACUUCGACACCGCCGCAUAAUGGCCGGGACACCGCGUUUGGUGCGGAUGGCUUGCCGCUAUGUCGGUGUGAUGUUUGGCUGGUUUUUGAAACCACGCAGGACAGUGAGCGGGUCGUCGAUAGGGGCAGCAGCGGUGCAGGACCUGUCACACGGCAAUGCAUUCCGCGACAAUGUCGCUGUAGCAGGGCUUGUGCCAAGCUGUUGUGCGGGACAGAGCAAAAAUGUUUUGGUUGGUGGGUUGAAACUAAGGCAGGCCGUAAAUGGCCGGAUGCCAGGCCGGGUAGUCAGGUUGGGUAUCGCUGUGUAAGUUUCAAAUCCCUUGUUUAUUUUGCGGCCGC